Trichoplax adhaerens is the source of this 978-nucleotide messenger RNA. RefSeq lists its product as uncharacterized. Gene Ontology annotation, biological process: intracellular protein localization. The record is from RefSeq and is a predicted model, not a curated record. Lineage: Eukaryota; Metazoa; Placozoa; Uniplacotomia; Trichoplacea; Trichoplacidae. The annotation marks the transcript as partial. Gene Ontology annotation, cellular component: plasma membrane. The transcript is spliced from 7 exons.
GCCAUCCAAAACGAUGCUAUAAGCUUAUACGAUAAAUAUAUUUCCCUUGAGGCUACUGAGAAAAUUCGAUUAAGUGAAGAUAUAAGAGUAAGAAUAGAAGGCAAUAUAUGUUCCGAGGACGGACGAAUUUUGCCUGAUUGUUUUAAAGAAGCCCAAGAAUUUUCCUUUAAUAAAAUGGAACGGAUUUUUCCAUAUUUUUUAUGCAGUGAAAUGUAUAGUAAUUAUCAAGUAGAUAUAUUAACUAGUACGCGAAUUAGCGUUGCAGACAUAUUAUAUAAUGAGAUGGCAAUGUUCUACUUCAUGGAGUUCAUGGAGCAAGAAAAUGCUUUAAACUAUCUACAGUUUUGGCAAACAUCGGAAAAUUUUCGACAGCAAUUAGUAACGGCAAAAGAGACUGGCAAGUACUGUGCGAGUGAAGCCCAAGAUGAUGCAAUGAUAAUAUAUAAUAAAUAUUUUUCUUUGCAAGCUACGAAAUCUCUUGGCAUUGAUGAUAUUGUACGCUUUGAAAUAGAAAAUAACAUUUGUCAGGAAUCUGGGCCUACAGUAGAUUGUUUUAAAACACCUCAGAAAUAUACUUACUUCAUGAUUGAGGAGGUUUUUUUACCAAGCUUUUUGCAUAGUAGCCUUUAUUUCAAGUACUUAUCGGAAUUGGUUAAUUCAUCACAACGAAUGAGUGAUAUCAUAGCGGGUGUCAAAUUGAUUAUAAUGGAAGGUAGUGACGAAGAUGAUGAGGAACUGGAAGCAAUUAGUUUGCAAGCCAUUGGACGUAGGGUUGCUGAUAUUUCUGACGUUGCGCCGAACUUGGUAGAGAAUAAUAAGAAUAAUGCAGUGGAAGGUUCUGCAAAAAUUGAACCAUCUGCAGCAGAAGCUACGCUUCACAGGCCUCUAUCUUUUGGUUAUGUUGACGAGUAUGGUAGAUUUGUCACUGAAGCUGAGCCUGAACCUGGGCUAAAGAAGAAACCUGGUUGGGGAUGUUAA